Epithele typhae is the source of this 465-nucleotide messenger RNA. RefSeq lists its product as uncharacterized. Bases 1 to 465 code for a protein of 154 amino acids. The transcript has 3 exons. Lineage: Eukaryota; Fungi; Basidiomycota; Agaricomycetes; Polyporales; Epitheliaceae. The record is from RefSeq and is a predicted model, not a curated record.
AUGAACGAUCCGUGCAAGUACGCGACCCUCUUCGUCAACCUCAUGCAGCUUCCUUCUCUCAGGACCCUUUCCUACGUCUUCUGCACCACGGGCAGCGAGCCCGACACUCCACUCGACGCCAUCACCGCAGCUACCCCGACCUCACCACGCUCGCGCUCACGCUCCUGCGCUCUGGCCGAACGCGCGGACCUCCGGGCGAUCGCGAACGCGUGGCCCGCGCUCGUCGAACUGCGCGUCGAGAUCGAAGACGAUGACGAAGAGGUGGAGAGCGAGGACGAAGCCAAGCCGGGGCUUGAGGUGCUUGCGGAGCUCGCGCGCGGGUGCCCCGAUCUCCGUGUGUUGCACCUCCCGCGGACGGUGCUGGCCCUGGGGGCGUUAGACGCCGCGGGGGUGGGAUUGGCCGCGCACCGCGCCCUUUAUGACCUCUGUCUGGGGGUGGUUGAGGGUGCUGUUCCCAAAUGCUGA